Molecule: messenger RNA, 5744 nt
Organism: Mycetomoellerius zeteki
Lineage: Eukaryota; Metazoa; Arthropoda; Insecta; Hymenoptera; Formicidae
Biological process (GO): double-strand break repair via homologous recombination; positive regulation of transcription by RNA polymerase II
Cellular component (GO): nucleus; BRCA1-BARD1 complex; BRCA1-A complex
Molecular function (GO): zinc ion binding; DNA binding; ubiquitin-protein transferase activity
Source: RefSeq, a predicted model, not a curated record
UUCGUGAGCUCGCGUGUUAACAUAUCUCCUGAGUAUCGAUCGAGUUUUGUGAGCGAAACAAUGGCAAAUCGAAGCCGACCGAGUGACAUCGAUCGGAUCUGCGAGGCGAUACAUGGCUUACAGAAAUCCUUAGAGUGUACAAUUUGUUUGGAGUUCCUGAGAGAACCUAUGAAGACUGUAGGGAAGGUGUUACAAAUAAAAGACGCUUCUUGUCCACUAUGCAAGAAGAGUCUUAAUAGACGCAACAUUUCCAAGGAUGAUGAUCUGCAAACUUAUAUCAAUAAGUUCAAAAAUCUUGUCACUGCCAUCCAGAAUGAUACUAACAUCGAAUAUACUGAACUAUUAUCGCACUCGAAGAAGUCCUGCAAUACGAAGGAAAGCUAUUCUUAUUCAGAUUCUAGACAGCCUAACCAAGAUUCUAACAAAGAAAAACGUUUUGAGAAAGAGAGGUCUAGUUGUCAAUCGAAUCAAAACGCGAAUAGGCAAACCGACAAACCAUCGACAAGCCGUGAAACAAUGAUUGAUCGUGGUAAUCCGCGAUGCGGUUUAAACGUGUCAAACAAGAAGCCUGCAACUUUACCGAAUCUCUACUCUGCUUUUCCUAGCGAUGAGACUCAUAUCACAUCGGAUGCCAAAAUUCGCACGUGGCUACACCAAUUUCCCAAUAAUCUAAGUAAACCCGAUAAAUCGGAUAUCGAGGAUUCGAUCGCGGAAAACAUAAUAUCACCGAUCGAAGAUAAAGCUAAGUCAAUUAUCCCAAUAUCCGACAACAAUGGUAAAUCUGACGAGAUCGUCGAAGUACAUCGCAACAGAAUUAACGCAAGGCGCCGGUCAAAUCGAGAUAGAAAACAGAGUACGGAUUGCUCAGAACGUAUCGACGAAGUCCCAGAUAACACGUCCCAGGUGAACAAAGGGGCGAACCAGAUUGACAAAGUAAUAGAGCUAAAUUCCACUUCAAGCAAAUUGAAAUACAAGACGCUUCGCGCCAAAAUACGUGCAAAGGAAAAUCGUGAGAAGAAUGCGAAGUCGAGUAUUGAGGAGGCUAACAGUCAAAAUAACUCGACGUGGAUGACAACGUACGAUCCAAAUGCGACAUCUCCGCCUUCGUGUCUGGGUACGAGGAGCACAUCUACGAUCAGCGAGCAAUUCACCGCGAACUGGUCCUCUAUGAUCGAGUUUGAGAAAGAGAUGAACCGCGGGAGCAAGAGAAAGGUAAAGAAACUGAACGUGAGCAUCGAGAAAAAUAAAACUCUACCUCAGAUAAUCGAGAACGUUGUACUCUCACAGAGUAGCAAAUACGAUUCGGCUAGACUUGCGGCAAGUCAUAAAAAAAGCGAAAAAGAGACGAACAUAUCGCUAGAGUCGAGUGGUCGGAAACAGGAUGCGAUUGAUAAGAACUUGAAUUUAUCAGACGCAAAAAUGAAAGCGUUGAUUGACACGAACAAUCAGACGAAAUUAUUUGACAAAGAUGGGGCCAACUCAAAUCAAUCGUAUUCUAUGAACACAACGUAUGCCACAUUGGAGGAAGGCAGCCAAACAGACAUAAUAAACCUAAAUAUCAAUCAAAUAAGCAAAAUUAUUGGCCUCGAUAAUGUCACGGAAGAUCGAGAUUGUGAAGAAAAUGCCGCUGAUUAUAGUGAUGCAUUAUCGUCGCAGCGAAAAAGAUUAACCGCAGUAACGCCAGAGAAAUUAAACGAAUCUGUAUAUGAACAGGAAAUAAUUCAUAACGUUCCGCAAACUUCUACCGACAACUUUGAAACUUUGUCCGACUGUUUGUCAGCCGAAAAACGAGCUCUCGGAUCUCGAGAGACCAAUAAUGUUCAGGAGACAUUGGGUGGAGCUGUAUCUUCUCAAUUACAAUCAUCAACACCAAAAAAGGGUAGGCUAUCCUUGAAAAAAAGGAGGAUUGAUAAUAAGAGCAUUGAGUCGCCGCUUUUAAGCGAAUAUCCACAGUCAUACAAACUUGCGAUGGACAUAGAUUGUAUCAGCGAUCGUAAGAACAUCAAUUCGCCAGUGCCAAAAGGUGACAAGCUGUUUGAUCGAUUGAAAGUUGUGAGGCGUGACUUGAACUUCAAAAUCCGCGAAAUUCAACGAACCGACCAGAAUACGAUAUCCGCCAAUACAUCAAAAGGCAUAAUCGAAGUCGAAGAUAACAAUGAAAAUGUUUCCAAAAUUUUUCAUCGAGACAAAAAGUUCAAUCAUAAUUUUACUGAUGAGUCUACAAUGUCGAAAAAGUAUCUCUCGACCAAGUUGAAAAGUGUCGAGAAUCAAGGACGUCAAUCUCUCGUGAAAUUUAUGCAAUUAGGUUCGUUAAAUAUUAGGAGAUCAAACGUCAGAUAUUUUUUCGCAGGCACGACCAAACGCGAAAUGUCGAUGCCAGCAGAAGUUCGAGUUACCUCAGAGUGCAAUAUGCAAUUAAUCAGCAAAUCCGAAAUGUAUGUAGCAACAUCUCCUAAUCUGUGGAAUGAUUCACAAAAUUCGAAUGACAUCACCGUGGUGGAGAAUAUUUGUUUCGCGAAUAAUUUAAAUUCGAAUGAAACAGUUUCAAAAGAAUUUCCCGCAUUACAGAUUUGUACAGCUUCAGCGACUUCGAUGCCCCAAAAAAAUACCGAUUCUCAUUUAAAUCAAACGAAGAACGCAAUGAUUGUACACCCUUCAAUGAACGCAAAUCAACGAUCGGAUAAAUCAAUCGAGAACGUCGCUGAGAAAAACGCGCAAUUUCUUCACAAACCGUCUUGCGUGGACAAGAACGCGAUUCACAGGAUGUCGCAUAUUCAUCCAGGAACGUCAAAAUCUAUUAAACUGCUGUCACCGGAUAAAGAUUCGCAGUUGAAGUUUCUCGCGAUAGACUCCCCAACGAGCGAGCGCGAGAAGUUGCGACGCGCGAACUCGAUUAAGUCGAUAAUCAAAGGAAACAACUUUUCUGAAAUGAAAAAUUCAUACCUCGAAACGUCAACGCUGUGCGAGGCACAGGAACCUUUCAUCGAAAAUCCCUGUAAAAAGAGAAAAAGAACGAGAUACACCAAUGACAGAAAGCUAUUUGAAGACGGGUCCAGCGAUGGAAACGAUUCCAGCAACUCGGCUGCUGACAGCAAUCAAAGUACGAUAAAACUUGACAGAUACAACGAAUUAUCUGAGAAAGCAAGCUCGAGUCGUUUGGACGAACAUAAAAAACGUCGUUUGAGUUCCUCGGACGACCAGGAUGUCGAGAUAACCUCGUCGGUUUCUAAAAAACAGGAUGCGCUCAGAAGAAAAUUCAAGAUUUCUAGCUCAGAAUCGGAAUCGGAGACGUACAUUACGAAAAAUUUGAAAAGCGACAAUCAAUGUGUCCAACGGAAUGCAUCGAUUACGGAUUCAGCUACGAAACAAUGUUCGACUAAGCAAGAUACGGGAGAUCUUCGUAUGCAGAAUAUAAUCGAUAAAUGGAGCAACGAACACAAUACGAUGCAAACAAAGUUGAUGAAGGAAAGUAAAAACAGCCAGAAUAGCCUCAAAUCGACAAAAAACCGACCCGAAGAAAUCCCGGCGAGCCAUCAAUCGUCUCGCUCAAGUAAUGCACUCAACAUGGAGAAGAACUCAAAGCCAAGCCAGAAAAGUUCCGCGAGAGAGUCUGAUAUGUUUGAGAGCAGUAGUUUCUUCAAUUCGGACAAUGUUGAUUAUAUACUGCAGUCGACAAAGAACGCGAAUGAUACAUCAAACAAGAUCGUAGAUUCUUCUAACGAUGACAUUAUAAACAAAGUGCUGCAGAUCGAUCGAUCGCGGAGUAACACCGAUGGACGGCCAGAUUCUCCUGCACGGAACGACAUCACGAUCCAAAGAAAAAAGGACAACAGAGUAUUGUUACAGGAUAAUUUCGACGAGAUCAUCGCCAACGUCGAACAGCCACAAAGCGAGGAUUUCAUACCUUGUUCUGAACAAUCAGAUCGUAAUCCCAAUCGCCCGUUGGCGAAAACGUCGAACUGUCUUACAAUGACAGAUGAAUCGUGUGGCAUUAUGCAGGAAACUCCAACCAUACCUCCGUCAUCGACGAACGACAUGUUCGAGCAAUAUUCUUCUAGAAACGUUAAGAAACUACCCGUAAUGAAUGCUAUUUCAAAAUUUCAAGAAACAUUCAACGAAUGGAUUACAAAGCAUCCUGAUAAAGAGAAUGUUGCUUGCAAUCAGAAAAGACGUGGUUACGUGAGUGAUCAAAGAGACAGAAAAGAUUCAAUGACAAACGCCAAUGCGUUUGACAAGGACUCUCCUAAGACAGUCGCAUCAAAGCAUAAUGUAUCGCGAGAGAAAGAAAAGUUCCUUGAAGAACAUAAUGUUUCAAUACAAUCGGCGGGUCAACUUGACGUCAAUAACGAUGAAAUAUACAGAGCAACAGUUGCUGAUAACGAAUCAAUUUCAAAAGAUGAUACUUUCAAUGAUUCGCUUAUGAAUAUUACGCAGCAUCAAGUUCGAUUACAAAUGUUUGAACAGGAUCUGUUCGGUAUUGCGUCCCAAAAUCAAACAAAAGCGACAAAAAUGAAUUUGCAGAAUGAUCCGUCACAAAGGGAACAACGCACUCCAAAAAAGAGAAAGCAAAAUAUUCAGGAUAAAAAUACAGAAUCAGAAGAAUGCUUCGCUGACGAAGACGACAUUGUGGAAAAUACUCCUGAGAAAAAGAUGAAGAACAACGGAAACUCCAUAACGAUCGAGUCAGGAGAAAGUGGAAAGCCAUCGUUCUUAACCCCGCUUUUGAAGAAAGCCGAAUGGACACCAAAAUCGCGUCAAAUAGUUCAACCUCUGAGGAGUGGCUCCAGUACAUCUACGAAUUUGUUCGAACCGUCUUCGCAAACGAUAUUUGAGAUGGACAGGAACAAUGAGCGUGUAAGAAACGAUAAUAUUUUAUUGGCGAAGCAGAUGAACUCAAAGAUGCUGGAGAACGUCCGUUGGAAACCUGACAAGCGAGACCUGCGCUUCGUAUGCAGCGGAUUAUCGGCGCAAGAGAUCAUCACAGUGCAAGAAUUCGCGGCGAAACACAACGCGAGUUGCGUGAAACAAUUCGAUCACGAUGUGACACACGUUGUUGUGAAGACCACCGGUGAGCAGAACACGGCGCAGAGCACAUUGAAGUAUGUGCAGGGUAUCGCCCACCGAAAGUGGUUAGUCAGCUAUAGAUGGAUCGAGGAUUGUAACAUGCAGCAGAAGCUAUUGGACGAGGUUCCUUACGAGGCAACCACGCAGACUAAUGUUGUAACUAACAGCACCGGACCUCGUAAUUCGAGAUUACGCACCAAGGAUCUCUUUGAGGGCUUUACGUUUCUGUGCAUCGAACCGUACGACAAUGUUUCACUGGACCAGUAUGAGGAUUUGUUACGUGCAACCGGAGCCACAGUGGUUGAUUCCUUCGAAGCUCUCGAUAAGAUGGGAGGCAUGAAAGGCGUUGUAAUCCAAGACAAUAUACACGACGACAAAACAAUCGAACAUUGGUAUCGAACUAUUAAGGCAGCACCCAUUCUCGUGGAUUGGAUAGUAGAAUGUAUCAGUCACUACAAAUUAUUUAACCUUACGUCCUACAACUCAUAUCUCUCGUCGCAAAAUUUUUGUGCCAUCGGCUAUCCGCGAGAACUCGUAGAAGAAGAUGAGGAGUACAGCGAUAACGAAUAGAAGAAAAAAUAUAUAUAUUUGUUUUCUGUUAAUAAUUCGUUUCAGUGUUUUAAUAUUUUCAGUCAAAAUAACUAAAUAGUUACGAUAGUAUUCUCAUAUUUACUAUAUUA